CCUCGCCCAACUGACGCGAGAUGUCGCCUGCGUCGAACGUCGUUUCCGGGUUUAGAGCGCACCUGCUGAUCCUGUCGGCUGAAACCAAGGAAGUGUGCAAAGACAUAAUCCACGGUUAAAUUUUAUAACGCGAAUUAUUUCACGGAAGAAUUGAGACUGGUCAUGAAGUCAGGUGGGCAACUUGAUCGUAUGGUUCAGUCAAGACUGAAGAGAUUAUUUAUGACAAGGUCUCAAUAAAUUGCAUGAUCACAUGAUGGCUGAGCAAUUAACUAAUGGUCAUACUUCAUCAGUCUUAUGCCUGGAUGUUCAAAGACAAACAGAACAGUUGGCCUCUGGAGGAGAAAAUGGAGAACUUUGUAUCUGGUCGUUAGUGGAUAAAAGUCUUCAGAAAAAAUAUGUUCAACUGGAUUGUGAUUGUACCUCAGUUUGUUUCUCAAAAAUUAAUCCAAAUCUUUUGUAUGCAGCCUUUGGAGAAAAGAUCUUAGUAUUUAACACAGAACAGUUUGCAGAACCAGAACACACAUACGAUUAUAACACAGAUGAGAUUAACCAGAUCAUUUUGAACAAUAAUGAGGAAAAUCUAGCGGCAUGUGAUGACUCUGGAGAAGUUAAAAUAAUUAACCUUUUAGAGAAGAAAAUGUUUAGAACUUUACGAAACAAACAUACAAACAUCUGCUCUACAAUUAUUUUCCGUCCAAACCGACAACAAGAUAUAGUCAGUGCUGGGCUGGAUGGAAAACUCAUUCACUGGCUUUAUCCCAAUCAUAAGUGCUUGAAUCAAUUUAAUAUGCAGGAAUUGUUAAACACACCAGAGGAUGCUUCUGCCUAUAUGGUGAAUCCUCCUUUUAUACAUCAUAUGGCAUGCUCCCCUAAUGGAACUUACAUUGCAUGUGGUAUGCAGAAUGGUCAAAUUGCGGUGUUUAAUGGGAAUCGUAAAAAUCUUUCGCAACUUUUUAAUUUGCAUGCACACACACAGGGAGUUUCUCAAGUUACAUUCUGUGAUGAAACACAUCUUAUAUCAGGAGGAAAUGACUGCCAACUAAUAGUUUGGGAUUUAAGUAAAGCUGAAAAUUUAGAAAAUUUAGAAAACGGAUCAAGUGCAAAUGGUCAUGGUUCACCUCUGGACCAUCGCAAUGCACAAAUAACCCAUUUGUGUAAAGAACAAUCAUUUAAUCAUCCAAUGAAAAUUAAUUGGCUUGAUUAUUUUUGUAGAAACGAAAUUCGGUAUUUAUUAGUUGCCGAUCAAACAAUGUGUAUAUCUGUUUUACCUAUAUCUUAAUUAUACACAGAAGAUUAUUAAAGUUUAGUUUCAACAAUAAAUGAGAAUACAAUACAUGUAUAAGCUUUAAUGUGAAUUUUUAGUUACAUUUCUAUUAUCUGUAGCCAAACACAAAAUCCAGUGAUGAAUUUGGAAAAAAUAAUAUUACAGCUACCAGUAUGUUUUAUAUCAUUUAAGAAAUGAAAUAUUUUUAACUUUAAAUAUGUUUGUUUAAAUUAGUACUACACUUAA
Molecule: messenger RNA, 1510 nt
Organism: Patella vulgata (common limpet)
Lineage: Eukaryota; Metazoa; Mollusca; Gastropoda; Patellidae
Product: WD repeat-containing protein 53
Exons: 3
Coding region: 251-1279 (342 amino acids)
Molecular function (GO): protein binding
Source: RefSeq, a predicted model, not a curated record